CAAGCCCCAGGAAGAAGGCUGGCAGUCAGAGUGGCCACUACAGCUCUCUGCAGCAGACCCUCUUCUGCCCAGGCCAGACAGCUCAGCCUUUGCCAGCUGGAAUGUCCCAACAGGAAGAAGCUGUCAAGCUCCCGGAAGAUCUGGAGAGGGAUCAGACUGGUGUUCCUGAGAACCCCAGCCCCGUUCCCUCUGCUCCUGCCCCCACCUCCCCACCCCCCUCCCUACCACCCCAGCCAAGCACCCCCUUACUCCUCCACACCCCCACCCCAGGCUCCCCCUCCCUCCCCCUUCUCCCCACCCCAGAGACUGCGCCCCCAGCCCUCUCCCAUCCCAGGCUGCUGGAGCCCCCAGAGGACACCGGAUCCACCACGGCGGAUGCCUGCCCAGGUCCCUCCACCAGCAGGAGGGCUCUGCAAGAGGACCUCCCUCAAGGCCCCGAUGCAGAGGCCUCGUCGUUCCAGCCUCCUCGCCCCAUUUUCACGUGGUCCUCCUCCUCGGCCUCCACCGAAUAUCUCCGCCUCUCCGCCACCCGCUCCUUCUCCCCCUCCUGCCUCUCCCUGAAUCCCUCCGCUUCCCCUCCUCAAGGUUUUCACAAUGUGCAAGGGAAUCUGGAGAACCUGAUGGCGUUGCUGAAGCAGCAGAUGGAGGACCAUAAGUCUCCUCCGCGCAGCACCCGGGUGCCUCUUGCCGUUCCUUCCCGAUGGCCGUUUUGCAGUUCUGAGGGCCCAAACACAGCGAUGACAGGGAGAGACUCUAGAGCAGGCCUGCUCAACAUUGCCCCCCCCAGCUGUUUUUGGACUACAACUCCCAUAAUCCCCAGCUAGAGUGGUCAGGGAUUAUGGGAGCUGUAGGCCAACAUCUGCAGGAGAGCCAAAUUUGACCAGCCCCGCUGUCGAGGCUCAGAAGGGGGGCCGAGGCAGGGAGCAAGCAUGGGAAGGAGAUGCCGGAUUACAGCUCCAGGGGGUCUGGGUUCGAAUCCCCAUUUGGCCAUGACCCUCGAGGGGAGACUCUGGGUCAGUCCCUCGCCACACAGCCUGACCGACCUCUCAGGGUGGUUGAGAGGAUUGGAGAAAAGGUGAUUCCCACUCUGAAGGGUGACUGCAAACUGUGAAUGUGAAACAACCAGACAAAUAUCAGCCCUUUUGAGCUCAGCCCAGAAGCAAAAAGGCAGCCACCGAGGAGGGCAGAGGGUGGUGCUGAGAACUGUCCUCCUGAGAGCAUCUGCAACCUCUUACUGGAGCAAAGCGUUGCUUCCCUCAAGUGCUGACAGCAGAGGUGGGCCAACCAGGCUCUCCAGCAGUGGUGGAACUACAACUCCUAUCAUGCCCAGUGGCAGGGGAUGAUGGGAGUUGUGGUUCAACAACAGCUGGAAGGUCAACUUGGAAAGUCAACAGCUGGAAGGUCAACCUGGCUUACAGUCUAGACUAGAGUGUGGCGAGGGAGGGGGAGCAGAGGGAGAGGAAGGGUGGGAGAGGAAGGGAGAGGUGGAGAUGGGAGUUGGGUGCCCAUCUCCUGCCGAGGCAUUAAGGAUCAUCUAUUCCUCCACAGAAUGGAAUGAUUUUGAGUCAGGACGGGAAGGAAAGGAGGGGGAAGGGUCCAAUUCCAGCUGGGUGGCAGCUCCAGGCCUAAGGGGCAUCGAGGGAGAAGGGCAGGAGUCCUUGUUGAGAGCAAGAGACCUGCUUCGGGGGGGUUGCAGGGUUGGGGGUG
Messenger RNA from Hemicordylus capensis (graceful crag lizard), 1707 nucleotides. RefSeq names its product proline-rich protein 36-like. Bases 102 to 824 code for a protein of 240 amino acids. The transcript is spliced from 5 exons. The record is from RefSeq and is a predicted model, not a curated record. Lineage: Eukaryota; Metazoa; Chordata; Lepidosauria; Squamata; Cordylidae.